This is a messenger RNA of Ictalurus punctatus (channel catfish), 6838 nucleotides long. It is a transcript of the gene itprid2, whose product is annotated as ITPR interacting domain containing 2. The record is from RefSeq and is a predicted model, not a curated record. Bases 345 to 4463 code for a protein of 1372 amino acids. Gene Ontology annotation, molecular function: signaling receptor binding. The transcript is spliced from 21 exons. NCBI's taxonomy places the organism in Eukaryota, Metazoa, Chordata, Actinopteri, Siluriformes, Ictaluridae.
AAAAUGUGUCCUCGGUGCUAUUAGCAAGAGCUUGCAGCUGGUAAGCGUGUUGUUACAGCAAGACAGGAAGUCUGUGUUCACAACAGUAUUAGACAGCCCUGAAGGUCAAGGAUCACGGAGCAGAGGACUUCUGAUGCAUCAUAGUCAGCAGACUUGGAGGUGGAAGUGACCUUUGAUCCGUCUCAAUGGGAAAAGAGACACCGCGCAGUCAUGUAGACCGGAACUGCUCUCCGGAAACUAAUCAACACCUUUCGACCAAUCGGAAGCGAGAAUAAACGUAAACCGAUGUAAAUAUCCACGCAGUAACAGGUGACUAGUCUCCCGCUAUAGUGUCCCAGGAGGACAUGGAGGAGUGUGAAUUGCCCCCGGUAAGCAUGGAUCACCCCUGGAAAACUGCCACGCUGAGGAGGAUGGCAUGGGCGCAGAGUCGAGACUCGUGGUUGGCCCCGGAAUCAGAAGAACCACUCAAUAACAACAACAACAAGAAGGCUGGAACGGCCUCUGAGACGGGUCCGAUCCCUAACAAAAUAGCGAGCUGGCUGAGAGAAUGCAGGACUCCUCUUGGAGCUUCUCUAGAUGAGCAGUCCAACAGUCCAACCAAAGGACCACAGAGGAAUGGCUGUAGCUUCGAAGAUGACUUGUCGUUGGGUGCUGAAGCCCAUCUACUCCAGAGCAGCAGUGCCAAACCUGACCCCAGUAGUUAUGACAUGCAAGCAAUGGAGAAGAGGAGUCAGUUCAGACAGAAGGGUCGGAGUAUGAACUCUACCGGUUCAGGAAAGAGCAGCGGCACAGUGUCCAGUGUCUCAGAGCUGUUGGACCUGUAUGAAGAGGACCCAGAGGAAAUCCUCUACAACCUGGGCUUUGGCCGCGAAGAGCCAGACAUUGCCUCCAAAAUCCCCUCACGGUUCUUCAAUACAUCGUCCGGUGCCAAGGGCAUCGAUAUCAAGGUUUAUCUGGGAGCACAGAUGCAGCGCAUGGAACUGGAAAAUCCCAACUACGCCCUCACCAGUCGUUUUCGCCAAACUGAGGUUUUGGCCACUGUGGCCAACGUCUUCUCAGAGAUCUACUCCCAGGUCUCGGGUCGUCCACUUCAAAAGAUCUGCCACAAGGAGCCAGAGCCUAAAGAUCCUCCCCCACUACGGAGUAGUAGCUCCACCCUUAAUGCGGUCAAGAUCCUGAAGAGGAAUAUCACCCGGCCAAACCUUAUGGCCUUGGCGGAGAUGAUGUCGGCACAGCCCGCAAAAACUACCAACUCUGACCCUGAGGGAGCAAAGAACGGUGUUUGUGAGCCUCAGUCAGAUGCUGAGCUCAAGCAGAAGAUGUUCAGGAGGAAAGACUCCACUCUGGCGACAGUAACUGAGGAGUCUAAUCAGUCCGGCGUUGAGGUUUGUGACUCGGAGGCAGAAAACUCCAAACUUGUAAAUGGAGAACGAUUAUCUCCAAGUGUUGCUGAAAAACCUGAGGAUGGUUCAGACGGACCUAUCUUGGGGAAGGAGCAGAGCAAUGGAGAAAUUGCUGAAUCCGAAUCGAGUCUGAUGCCCGAAAAGCAGAAGAUGGUCUCCUCCUCUUCCGCUCCAGAUAAAGAGCCCUGCUCUUUCCUGCCCAAUCCUCACAUGGCACAUCUCCUCACCCAGCCACGAGACUCCUUCGAAAUGGAAGAGUUACAGAGUAACGAGGAUGAGGCGGUUCCUGGGACUCACUGUUACUCCAGAGAGGGCAGUGAGCCUCUACUGAGGACAGCUAGUCAACAGUCAGACAGCAGCGGCUUUGCAGAGGACCCCUCAACAGAAGGUUCAGCUAAUUUUCUGAAGGUCCAGGAGAGCUUGGACAGCUGUGACAGCGAAAUGACUGUGACCUCUCAGGCAGUUGGACCUGGAACACCUGUGUCUCUGGAAAACCCAGCCUUUGAAAGAUUGUUAGUGGAUGAGGAGCUACUUGUACAGACCGGUAUGGGGCUCUUUGGCCCGAACGGAGCUGAGGAAGUUCCAGUAGAUGUGAGCCAACAAUUACCAAAACAUUGCGUCAUGGACAAGAUAAGGCCAGAGAUUCUGGAGAAUGCUGGGUCUGAGAUGGACAUUCAUGAUGGACAUACUAGUUCUGUAAUUGAGACAAGCUCUAGCACAGAAUCACUCUCCACUGUAGAGUCAGCAGAUCUAGAGUCAUCUACAGAUCUGGCUACAGCACCAAGCCUACCUAAUGCAAGUACAGAGACAACUGUUGUGAGGGAACAGGAUAUGUUCAUUGAGGCUGACAGCUCAACAGAGACAAAUUCAUCAUCACCUUCAAGCUCAUCCACUCCAUUAGAACCAGUGUUAGAAAAUGUACCAAUCCCAAGUCAAAGUUCAGAUCCUGUUCCUGAGUCCAGUGUUCAUGAAAAGGAGAACCAUAGCACUUUAGAUAGGGUUCGUGGUGCCCUGGUUCGGGCCCAGCAGAGGACAACCUCAUGUGAGGAUCAGAGAGGACGGGUUUGGAUUCGGUCAUGCGACCUACUGAGGAAUCUAGAUGGGCAGGUUAAGAACCCUCUUCAAAGGUCCAGCUCCCUCCCAAGCUCGCUGCUGAGUCCAACCCGGGUGGUGUCAUCUGUGCACAUCCAACUAGGUCAGGGCUCAGUCCAACGGUGUACUCCACCGUCCUACAGCUAUCGCUAUGAGGGGGAACCAGAAGAGGUCACAUCCAUUGAAAAGGUAGAUGACAAUAAAUCUCAGUCCAGAUACCAGUCCAAUCUUGCUGAUGGAGACUCGAUCAGCUUAAAUCCAGAGACGGAGCUAGACAGUACACGAGUGCCUCCAUACCCCAUGAAUGUGCCUCAGCAUUUGACUCAAUCGACUAGCUCACUCUACAGCAUCCCUGCUGAUUGGCCCUUGCGGCGUAUGGCAGAAGCUCCUGUUUGGAGCACUAACAGUGUCCCUGAUCUGACCCAGUACACAGGGAUACCACAUCCUGCGAUUCCACGUCACAUUCAGCAAGAACUUCCUCAAUUCCGAGGAUCAGUUGGCUCCCCUUACCAGAAACCUGUUAACCCCCCUAGUCGCAGUUAUACCCCUAUCAACAGCCCCUGCCCUUACACACAGAGUGGCUUGUGUUCCCAGUAUCCUCAGCCACAGAACUCACCAUUUCUUCAUCCUGUAUACACCCCACAUCAUGAUUCACCUGUCCCCCCAAAAAAUAUGACCUAUACCCACUCACAAAGUGUGCCUUGCAGUCCUUUAACACCCUUCCAGUUUUCUCCUCUAACUAAUCCUUAUGGUUCCUCACUCAACCUCCACCUGCAGGCAAGUUCCUACAACCCUCAAGUGCCUCUUACCCACUCCUGCAGUGCCCCAUGUAGCUUGGCCUACGGUAACACACCAUAUCACCCCACUAUGCCCUACGGACAUCAGUGUAUUUCACCAUUCCAUACUCCGCCUGCCCCAUUCUCCCCACCAUCUUCGUCAUUCCUAUCAGACAUCUCAACUCCUCCCCUGUCUAUGGGCAGUACAGAAAUGCAGCUGCGUCGAGUCUUGCAUGAAAUUAGAGGCACCGUCCAGAGUUUUGGCCAGAACGCUUCUGAGCAACGCAAUGGCACACCCUCAGGGGUACACAGUCCACACCAAGCUGUCCAACCACUCUAUGAGGAGCUGCAGAGGCGGCGGAGGAACCUGAAUGUUUUCCGGACACAGAUGAUGGACCUUGAGCUGGCGCUGAUGAGACAGCAGUCUACGGUUUAUCAGUUCCUCACUCCUGAUGAAAGGCGAGAGGCGGAGCAGCUGCAGAGGCUUCGUGUCGCUGUUCGUCAGGAGCUGCAGGAGUUGGAGCUGCAGCUGGAGGAUCGACUCCUCAAUCUGGAUGGUCAGUUUCACUCGGCUUGCAGCAGCCGCAUCUACCACCAUCCACUGGAUUUGUCCAGGGGUCAGAGCAUGGACAGUCUAUCCAGCUCCUCUGCACUCAGAGCUACAGAGCCAGUAACUGAUCUCUUGCGGGAGCAGAUGUAUCUCCAGUCGGAGCUGAGCUAUGAUGGCUCUGGUGCAGUCGACACACUGUCCUCAGCUCGCUCGUCGAGGUCGGCGAGUCCGGAUCGAUCCCGUGACCCCACUGACCUCACCUCGUCUUUAACCAGGAGAAGUGGAGGAGUAUAUCGCUCAACAGUCAGCCUAACACCCUCCGUCCCUCUGAGAUCAGGAGCAGAGAGCCAGGAGCGAACAACAACGCCGAACAUGAGCUCUAGUCUUCCUGAGGUCACGGCUCAGAGCACGGCACACAGCGUCACGGACCAGGACGAUGAUGUUAAAGAUCCUGCAUUUCAGGAAGACAGAAGAGGAGGAGGAGGUGGAGAGGAAGCUUGCGGAAAUACUCAUAUGCAGCAACUUAUCCAACAGAUUAAGCAGAGUCUCACUGAUGAGAUCAGAAAGGAGAUAGUCAACGAGCUUCUCGCUGCUGUGUUGCCGCGGAGAUCUCCCGCAGCAACCCAAGAGCCAGCGCCAUGACAAUGGUGACUAGUGGCUGAAGAGGAGUGCCGUGGAUCUAAACUCUGAAGUAACACUGCCCUCCUGAGUCUGUCACAUGCUACUGCAGCUCUAUCCAUCUUUAUCCAGCUGCCUUCCAUGCGAACUUCUCCACUACUACAUUCUGAACUCCUCAACCUGAUACUACUGCUCCAGAGACGAUAAUCUGCUCAACCUCUCAGCAAUAUCUAUCUGCAUCCCCUCACACCCACUAUGUGAAGCGCAGGCUAGGUGGAUAAAGCCCCUGCUUGGGCCGUAGUGAACCUCUCUUUCAAAAUAAAAGCACAGUAUUCUGCUACUAAGCUAGCAUUUAUUAGUUAGCACUGUAUAAGAUUGAUUAGCAUAUUUGUACAUUUUUAACAGUUUUGUAAAAGCAACACACCUUCUAUUACAUUUAAUCUCACUUAGAAACGUUCGGCAACCGUUAGUAUUCUCCACUUCACUUAAGCACUUUAGCUAGCUAGUUAACUAAGGUGACGUUAGCUAGUAGUGUAAUGCAUUAUGAUGUCAUUACAGCGUAUAUGCAAUUUAUUCAUCUACAAAUUUGUGCAAAAGUUAAUGUUAGAAAUAUUUGUCAUGGUCAUUAAUUUCACUUUCUCAACUAUUUGAUAUUUAAAAUUGAAACGUGUUUUUUUUUUUGUUGUUUUUUGGGGGGGGGUUUCCCUCCCCCUCACACAUAUCCAUGUAAGCUGGGGCUUCAUCUGCCUAAACCAAGUUUUAUUAUACCCGAAGCCAGGGUUCCAUCUGCCCAAGCUCAGACUACAAUCAUCCAAGGUGGGGCUUCAUCUUGCCAAGCCCAGUCUUAUUACACCCAAAAAUAGGGGUCACAUGCUCAAGUCAGACAUUUUUUAGUUUAAUCCAGGGAUUCUUCAACCUAGGCUGGAGCUUUAUCCACCUAAGUUAAGGCUUCAUCCGCCAAAGCCCAAGUGUGGGAUACUUAUGCUCAACUUAAGGUGUUUCAUGCCCAAGCCAAGGCUUCAUCUGCCCAAGAAGGAUUCUCACACUCAAGUGGGAGAUGCUUGCCCCUAAAGCGACGAUUCUUCUCCCCAGAUGGGGCUUAUUCCACCCAAGCAGGGGCUUCCUCUGCCCAUGAUGAAAAUUGUCAGUCCCAAGCUGUGGAUGGUUAUGCCCAAGUGGGUGCUUCUUCUACCAGAGCUGAGGCUUUGUCCACUUAAGCGAAGGUUAUGCCCAGCCUGGGUCUUCAUCUGAAGGUCUGCAUUUGUAUAUCUCUGCCCCAUCUAAUGGAUUACAGCAGGAGCAUUCAUCCACUCUCAAAUACACUGUAAUUCCAACUGAAAAACUCUUAACCGUCCAUUCAUUUUAUCUUCACCCAUUGUAGCUACUGGACCUUCAGACACUACUACAUGGCACGCUCAUUCAAACCAGUCCACCAAGACUUUCUAAAGACCUCAACCAGACAUUAUUACCACAGGGACACAUGGGGGAUUGCUGCACUGGAUCUAUUUUACAGGAUCGCCCACCUGAGCACAUAAUAAUAAAUCCAUCUUCUAGUCUCCUCCACCUGAGUGCAAACGUCAUAGUAUUCCAGACUUUUUUUUUAACACAAAAACUCUGAGUAGAGAGGCUGCAAAUCAUUUCAUUUCAUACAAGUUUUAUAAGGUACGCUUCCAUUUUCCUGGAAAAUGUUCAGCUGUAUUUCUUUCUUUUUUUUUCCGAUUGUUAGGGUGGAAGGUGGCCAGGCUUGAUGAUCAUACGAUGUAGGUGAUGGUGAAAGCAUUUUGGUGUGUUUAUGUAUAUAUGUGAGUCUUCUAAUGCAGCCUCUGUGAGGUACUAACAGUGCAAUAUGUUUCACUUGAACUGACCAGUCACAACUGCUGUUUAUAGGCCUGCCACUUUAAUAAGAGGAAGGGAACACAAGUGUAACCACACACACACACACACACAAGUUUUGUAUUGUGAGUCCAUGACACGCUUUCCAUGUAGAGUUUAAGCUUUCUAAGCACAAGCACUAAACUUAUUGUUGCUCUGGUCUUUUCUGACUGAAGCCUUGUUGGUUUUUUUUGUGUGUUUUUUUAAUUAAACACAGCAACCACUAGUUUGUUGGGGGGGACACAACUUAUUUGAAGUUUAUAAAAGUGCCAUGCUGAAUGUCCUAUGUGCCUUUCGCAAGUAAAUAUUUUCAAGUGUUAGACCGAUGACUUUCCAGCCUUGCAUAUGCAAGGAGGCAGGUGAUUAUCAUAGCUGAUCUUUGUUCUAAUGAAUUGUAAUACUAACUGAUUCACAUGAUGACUACAUUUUUUUUUUUUAAAGGGACAUGUUAACUUGUAAUUUGGGGAUGCAUGAGGAAAUUAUCUCUAAAGCAAAUCAUUAAUAAAGAUUUAUUUAUUUUGAAUAUA